AUGAAUGUGGACCGGUUUGAAGCCACUGGCCGUCGGGGGGAGACCCUGACGAGUGGGGUGGCCCCCGCAGAAGAUGUGGUUCCGCUACGCUCUGCGGGUAGAGGUGCCAUUAUGGAGUCCCCGAAGAUGACCAAUAUCAGCCACUUUGCGAGACGCCAACCGUCCCUGGCUGAGAGCGAGACGUCAGAUGACUUUGCGGGUGGCGACUACUGGUCGGACAGCAGGAACAGUCUUCUCACGGCGAUGGAGAUAUUGGAUGGAUCGUUUGCGCAGGUGUCUUACAAGGAGUAUGCGAAUUACCUUGGGCACAAGGACAACUUCUCUGUGCUGACGCGGUUCAUCGACUUGCUGAAGCCGUUCCCCGUAUCAUUACUGUCCCUGCUGGUCAAGUUAUCGAGCAGUGUCUAUCUGAUAGCCGAAUCUCAGAACAUCGACAAGAUUCUGGAGGAGCUCAGCAGGCAGUGGGUGAUGGAGCACCCUGGCACUGUAUGGAAGCUGAACUACAAGUUGUGUCACAUCGUGCUGUUCUCAUUGCUGAUACUGAAUUCCGACUUGCACAAUGAGGAGACGAAGUCCGCGCAUACAAGGUUCUCGCAGGAGUCCUUCGUGCGGAAUACACUCUCCGCUCUCGAGUUGGAGUUGGGGAAGUCUGAAUUGGUACUGUCUGAUAUCCAGUCUGCAUUGACGCACGAGCUCGCGUCGUACUACGAGGCGUUGAAACAUAGUCCCCUGCCCGUGUUUAGAGGGCGACCCAAUGCAUCGUUAUCGCCUACAAGCACCGUGACAUCCCCGAAUAUAGGCCGUUCGAUUAACCAAUCGCGAACUGAGGACGGUUCCUCGCUGAGCAGGACGCACUCGAUGGCCCGAUCGUACUACUCAAUGUCGUCCUUGAACACGACAAUAAGGGACCGGCGGCAAACUGCAACCUGGAAGUCGCACAACGGGGUCGAUCUACCGCGGCUUUACCUACGGGAACCUUUUGACGAGGAGCAGAUCUCUUGGAGGAACCCGUUGUGGUGUAUGAACUUUGUCGUGCGGAUCAACGAGGGCGGGUACCGUCAGUUGAGGAAGUUCGAAGGUGGGGCAAGUGCAUACUCUAGGGAUUCCGUCGGGACCGCUGCGUCGAGUUCCUCGAGCAUCUCGUACAAGAGUUCGAAACGGUCGAGCAUAUUCCGCUGGUUGAAGAGGCCACUGUUACAGAAGAAGUCGAAGUCGCUGUUUGAGACGUCGCGGACGAGCAUGUCGUUUCUCGAACGUGAUUCGCAAUGGACUCGCGUGCGCGUGUGUAUCCAGGAGGGCCGCGUGUUUAUCCUCCGCGGGCGCGAAUCAGAUGAGUUCACGGGCGACGUCGAGUCCCUGAAGAAACUCUCUGACACAACAUACUUCGUGUACAGUCUGUUUGAGGCACAAGCACAACUGAUCCAGGAACAAGUGGUGAUAGGGGGACGCACGCGAGUCGGCGACACUCCGUACAAUUUCAAUCUGCUAUUCCCGGAGACUGCUGGUGGAGGGCAACUAGUGUUGCAAUUCCAAGCGGACGACGCUGACACGGCCACGAACUACGUGGACUGCAUAAACUUUUGGGCUGGCCGGCUCAGCUCCGUACCGACCACACAGUUCGAUAUAGUGUCGAAUGAGGAGUACGGGUGGAGUCACGGGGUCCUUGCACAAGGUGAUUCGUCAAGCCCCACCCCGCACAUCUCGCGGUGGCGCCCUCUGCUGACGAUCGACGCGUUUCAAGACGACGUGGAUUAUAUCCCUGAACCAUUGCCCUUACAAGAGCGUCUGCGAGAGAUCAGCGAGUUCAUAGGGCUACUGAGCAAAGCGAUCGACGAGCACAACGCAGUGAAGCCGCGGCUGAUCGACCGUUGGGGUCCCUCCUCGGGUGCCGCUUCGGACAACUCCACGUUCGAACUUGUCAUGGACAACUGGAACAGCAGGUACUUGUACCUGCACGGCCAGUACGAGAAGCGAGAGGUUUACUACAAAGCGCUAUCGCGGGCCGCUGCAAUACUAUCUACAUGA
Molecule: messenger RNA, 2025 nt
Organism: Huiozyma naganishii CBS 8797
Lineage: Eukaryota; Fungi; Ascomycota; Saccharomycetes; Saccharomycetales; Saccharomycetaceae
Gene: YEL1
Product: Arf family guanine nucleotide exchange factor YEL1
Exons: 1
Coding region: 1-2025 (674 amino acids)
Biological process (GO): regulation of ARF protein signal transduction
Molecular function (GO): guanyl-nucleotide exchange factor activity
Source: RefSeq, a predicted model, not a curated record